CGGGCGAAGGGGCGUCCCCGCCGCCCCCGCCCCUCGCUCGCCCUUCACGAGCACCUGCGCGCGUCCUCCUCUCAUAGCAGCCAAAUUUUGUCGGCAGAGGCAACGGCGCACGUCGUCUUCUCUUCACCAACGUUAAGUUGGGCCAACGGCACUCUCCGCUAGCUGCUGUGUCCGCACCCUGCCGCCCUGCAUGGGUAUCGGCGAAAGCAAACAGUAGCGUUCGCAUCAUGAGCUCACACGCCUCGCUUCAUGCUUUGAUUCCUUCUCCCCCAACGGCUACUUUGCACUGGUUUUGUAGUGUAGCAGGUAGGUACGUAGAACCGAUACAGUGAGUGAGAGAUGCCGUAGUCAAUGGCGAAUGAUCCUACUUGUGAUGCCGUAGACCAUGAAGCUCUGUUUGGGGUUCUCUGGAUACAGUCGAUGGAGAACAAGAACAACAACAAGUAGGUCGGAGAAGCAUUGAAUAGAUCUGUUAGACAAAUGGCACACUUUCGCAUUAAUGCUUGGUGAUUUAGGAGCGCAGCUGCAAGUCUUGCUGACUUUAUGAGCCCCUAGGAAAAGUGAGCAGGGCAUCAUCUCAAGUACAAGAAAUUAGUUGACAUUAAAGAUGAUCGAUUGAGCUGCCUUUUGCAGUGGUCAUCCUCCGUUCCUUCACCCUUUCCACUAAAGCGUUCAUGGCGAUGUUCAUGGGCAAGUCACAUGAGCCCUCGGCCAACAAGGUCAACAUGGUGGAAGAGGUGCUCAUCAUUGUGGGAGGAGCAACAGUGGCACUGCUGCAGCAACAACAACAAAGGCUCACCAAGCUGAUACUGCUGCUUCACCAAAAUCUACCACUAGCUGUGGUGGUGUGCAAUUACUGGAGCUUAUCUACUCCUCAAACAGGCACUGGCCCGGGAACAGUAGAAGAGCGAGAACAAAAUGGGGUGAAGGGGCAAUGUGAGGGGUCAAGGAAGUCAGAUAAAAAUGAUUGGCCACGAGCCAAGAUAGCACAAAAAUGGGAGGACUUCCCCGCAAGCUUACAAGCCAUUGCUGUGCUACAGCCUUCUCCUGGUUACUACCCGAGCUACAGGUUCAGGCCUCUGCGAGGCUUCUACCGGGGGUUCAACAAUCUUUGGGGUCCCGAGCACCAAACGGUCUCGGGAGACCAGUCUUCGGUCACGAUUUGGCUCGACAGGAACUCAGGAAGUGGAUUCAAAUCUAUUCGCCCAUUUCGUAAUGGGUAUUUUGGCACAUCAAUCAAGCUUCAACCUGGCUACACUGCAGGAGUGAUCACAGCUUUUUAUCUUUCGAACAACCAAGCGCAUCCUGGAUUCCACGAUGAGGUGGACAUCGAGUUCCUGGGAACUACGCCCGGGAAGCCAUACACACUGCAGACAAAUGUGUACGUGAGAGGAAGCGGCGACGGCAGGAUCAUCGGCAGGGAGGUGAAGUUCCACCUCUGGUUUGAUCCUACUGCUGGGUUUCACAACUACGCCAUCCUGUGGAACCCAAACGAGAUCAUCUUCUUCGUCGACGACAUACCGAUACGGCGGUACCCGAGGAAGAACGCCGGCGCGACGUUCCCGCUGCGGCCGAUGUGGCUGUACGGGUCGAUCUGGGACGCGUCGUCGUGGGCCACCGAGGACGGCAAGUACAAGGCGGACUACCGGUACCAGCCGUUCGUGGCGCGGUUCACCCGGUUCGUCGUCCGCGGGUGCACGGCGUUCGCGCCGCUGCUUUGUCAACCGGUGCCCUCCUCGUGGCACGGCGACGGGCUCAGCCGCCGCCAGUACGCGGCCAUGCAGUGGGCGCAGCGGUACUACCUUGUCUACAACUACUGCAAGGAUCCCAAGCGGGACCAUUCGCUGACGCCCGAGUGCUGGAGCUGAAGGAGCCACAGAACCAUGAAAGCAUUUCUGCAAACACCUUUAUUCCUUGUUGCUAGAUGCCAUAAGAGGCUACGUAUUCUACAAGACAGUGAUGUAAUAGUUUUUCCUGCCGCUACAUUCUACUAUAGUUAUGCUGAAGACAAUAAAAAGGGAAAAAAGGAGGGCAAAGGGCCAGAGAGAGAAGCAAAAGAGAAGGAGAAAAAGGCAAUGGGUUUGUAGUGCAGUAUAUAGUGUUAGAUUUGUCUUGCUCACUUGUCAUAUCUUCUGGAAUCAAUUACGUUGAGAGAGCA
This is a messenger RNA of Musa acuminata AAA Group (dessert banana), 2158 nucleotides long. RefSeq names its product probable xyloglucan endotransglucosylase/hydrolase protein 32. Gene Ontology annotation, biological process: glucan metabolic process. The coding region runs from base 675 to 1868 and encodes 397 amino acids. The transcript is spliced from 5 exons. The record is from RefSeq and is a predicted model, not a curated record. Gene Ontology annotation, cellular component: cell wall; apoplast. NCBI's taxonomy places the organism in Eukaryota, Viridiplantae, Streptophyta, Magnoliopsida, Zingiberales, Musaceae. Gene Ontology annotation, molecular function: xyloglucan:xyloglucosyl transferase activity; hydrolase activity, hydrolyzing O-glycosyl compounds.